Colletotrichum higginsianum IMI 349063 is the source of this 1524-nucleotide messenger RNA. RefSeq names its product cysteine desulfurase IscS. NCBI's taxonomy places the organism in Eukaryota, Fungi, Ascomycota, Sordariomycetes, Glomerellales, Glomerellaceae. The transcript is spliced from 2 exons. Gene Ontology annotation, molecular function: pyridoxal phosphate binding; cysteine desulfurase activity. Gene Ontology annotation, cellular component: cytosol; nucleus; mitochondrion. Bases 1 to 1524 code for a protein of 507 amino acids. The record is from RefSeq and is a predicted model, not a curated record. Gene Ontology annotation, biological process: [2Fe-2S] cluster assembly.
AUGGCUAGCAUCACAUCCACCGCCUUCAAGCAGGCAGGUCGCCUCUGCCGACACACAACCGGGCCUGGGAUCACCUCGCGAGGCAUUUCCUCAUUAUCAAGGGUGACGACAGCCCCUGCGCAGAGGGUAUCUCAGCAACGCAGAUAUGUUUCCGAGACGAAGCGUGAUAAUGCUCAAGUCAAUGUUGAGACCGCCAUCAAACUUGACAAGAAGGACUUCAUCGACGUCGUCCCUCAAUCGCCCGAUGCGCCAAAUGUCAUGGUUAGCCCCAUGGCUGAAGUGCUGAAGCAAGUCACGACGAUGGAGGAGGGCCAGCGACCCAUCUAUCUCGACAUGCAAGCCACGACUCCUGUCGACCCCCGCGUCCUCGACGCCAUGCUACCAUUCUACACUGGUAUUUUUGGAAACCCGCACUCGAGAACACACGCCUAUGGCUGGGAGAGUGAAGAGGCCGUUGAGAAAGCACGAGAGCAUAUUGCGAAGCUUAUCGGUGCUGACUCCAAAGAAAUUAUCUUCACCAGCGGCGCCACCGAGAGCAACAACAUGAGCAUUAAGGGUGUUGCGAGGUUCUUUGGCAGAUCAGGCAAGAAGAGGCAUAUCGUCACGUCGCAGACUGAGCACAAGUGCGUUCUCGACAGCUGCAGACAUCUUCAGGACGAAGGCUUUGAGGUCACAUACCUUCCUGUCAAGAACUCUGGUUUGAUCGACAUGGACGAACUGGCUGCCGCCAUCCGCCCGGAUACCGCUCUCGUCAGCAUCAUGUCCGUCAACAACGAAAUCGGCGUCAUCCAGCCCCUGGAGCAGAUCGGCAAACUCUGCCGAGAGAAGAAAACUUUCUUUCACACCGACGCAGCGCAAGCCGUCGGCAAGAUACCAAUGGACGUAAACGCUAUGAACAUUGACUUGAUGUCUAUCUCGUCCCACAAGAUUUACGGUCCCAAGGGCAUCGGAGCUUGCUACGUCCGCCGCCGGCCUAGAGUUAGGCUCGACCCUAUCAUUAGUGGAGGUGGACAGGAGAGAGGGCUGCGCAGUGGUACUCUCGCCCCGCCACUGGUUGCUGGCUUCGGUGAGGCGUGCCGCAUCGCGUAUGAGGAGAUGGAGUACGACUCGAAGCGCAUCAAGGCGCUGUCUGACCGCCUCCUCAACGGUCUCCUCUCCCUGGAACACACAACUCAGAAUGGUGAUCCCGAGCAUUUUUACCCUGGUUGUGUCAACGUUUCGUUCGCCUACGUUGAGGGCGAGUCCUUACUCAUGGCUUUGAAGGACAUUGCCUUGUCUUCCGGCAGUGCUUGCACUUCUGCCUCGUUAGAGCCCAGCUACGUCUUGCGUGCUUUGGGCAACAGCGACGAGAGCGCCCACAGCAGUAUCAGAUUCGGUAUUGGGCGUUUCACGACCGAGCAGGAGAUUGACUACGUGCUCAAGGCCGUCAAGGAGAGGGUUGACUUCCUACGUGAACUGAGUCCGCUCUGGGAAUUGGUUCAGGAAGGUGUUGACCUCAACACAAUCCAGUGGAGCCAGCAUUAA